Molecule: messenger RNA, 1258 nt
Organism: Phytomonas sp. Hart1
Lineage: Eukaryota; Euglenozoa; Kinetoplastea; Trypanosomatida; Trypanosomatidae
Source: the annotation of a GenBank genome assembly
GAAAUAUCAAUCAAAGGGUUGUAACCCUUCAUAAUAUUGUGUAACACAGGAAAGAAUAUCUGCACGGUUACCAAUGCGUGCGGCUAAAUUACCGCCCCAUAUGGCUGUCUCCAAACUGUUACCGGACCGUCAUUAUAUUAUCACCACCGUCGACAGCUGCGCAAGCUACCAACGCUUUUCUGCGAAUUUAACACCACCACGAAUGGCAUCGAUGCCUUCCCUGACGAGGCCCAACUCCUCGUUGGCGCGACAGGAAUUCAGUGUCGACGACCUCGUGCCGGAGGACUUGACCCAUCUUCUCGUGCUUUGCCGUUCGGUGACCCAUCCUAGGGCGUCCAUCAACUUUUCUUUUCAAGGGAUCGCGAGCCUUUGCCAGGGCUCUGUUACAACUGCGGACACCCUAGACAGGGAUGCGGUAGCGCCGCCCCAACGUGACACCGUGGAAAAUCUCUUCUGCAUGCACAUUGUUGAGCGGGUCAAGGAGGAUUUUGUGACGAACAAUCUAAUCUAUGAUUGCCUUAAGUGGUACAAGACGGGGCCCGGUGGGUCGCCUAGGAUUGACGGAUUCACCGAAUUACUUCAACAGACACGGAGCCAAGGGGCGCAGUCCGCGGCGGAGGCGCAAAUGGCGUUGGGGGUGUCCCCCAGCAGCCCGGCCGCGGCAACGCCCGAGGCCAAGUUCGAGCAGGACCCCCUUUCGCGAGACGCUGAGGCGCGUGCGAAGUCCGACGAGAAUGUCAAAAUAUCUCUCACCUUGCCCAAUGCUGGCUCCAUCUUUACCUUUUACCCUUUUUCUGUCUCGGUUGAAGCCUGCAUACCGUAUCGUUCUGAGCACUUCUGCGUGAUGGUGAAUCUCAAACCUAUUCUUCCAUACCACCUCAUGGUGGUGCCCUUGCGUUGCGUAGGGACGAUUCAUGGUCUCACUGAGGGGGAGCUCAAAGACUGGGGCGAAACGAUGGCUCUGACCCUCCGCGUACUGAAUGAGGUUUUCAAUCGCAGGCGUCAAGGUGAUGCUCUGCUGCAAGGGUCAAAGGAUGUAGAUUAUUGCGUAGCCAUUCAGCAAGGUAGUGAAUCAGGGCAGACAGUACCUCAUUUACACACCCACAUCAUUCCCUUUCAGUCUCCGGAGGAUUUGGGUUCAUCUCCAGAUAGUGAUGAGAGCCAGAUUCCUCGAGUAGCGAAAACAAAUCAAGAAAUGGGAGAGGAGACGACCUUUCUUAAGACCUUUUUUGCUGAACUUAGGGAUACCCUAAGAUAA